Molecule: messenger RNA, 1020 nt
Organism: Ambispora gerdemannii
Lineage: Eukaryota; Fungi; Glomeromycota; Glomeromycetes; Archaeosporales; Ambisporaceae
Source: the annotation of a GenBank genome assembly
AUGUCCAUAAGGCGUCGUUUGGGCCAUCAACGAGGCUGGGGCUAUCCGGAUGUUUUUAUCUUUUAUGGCUCGGUAUUGCCGAGCGUCAUUCCUAUCAUUACUAUUACAACUUUAUGGACAAUUAUUAUAUGCUAUCUUUAUAUUGAACGGGAUUAUUAUGUGGUUGUACCAAUAGACUUGGUGGGAUCCGUCGCAGUUGUAGUUGGUCUCUUAUUAGCUUUUCGUACAAACAAUGCUUACGAUCGAUAUUAUGAAGGCCGCAAACUUUUUUCAAACCUGUGCACUCAAGUUAGAAAUUGUGCACGCACAUUAUGGGUUGGCGUAGUAGAGACAUCAGAAGAAGAUCACAAUGAUAAAGAACAAACUAUUAAACUGUUAUUGGCAUAUGUGGUGGCAGUAAAACAUCAUUUGCGUCUGGAAUUUGGAAUUCGUUGGCCUGACUUAGAAGAUCUUUUACCACGCGGUUUUCAGCUCUCAUACUUCGAUGGAAAUGCUUCACAACAACAAGUCGAUGUAGGUGCCGGUGGAGCUGAAGAUCCAAACUUACCAAAACCAACCGAUGAAAACAAUCGGACCGAUCUUCCAAGCGUCUCAGAAACUGUUCAUGGCUUGACCGAAAUCAUCCCACAAACCUUUCAAUUACUUAGUUCACACUCCAAUGGAGGAUCCGCCACGAUUUACGUCAAUGAUGAAGAAUACGAUGGAGAAGUCGAUGCAAGCAUGAGUCUACCCUUGGAAAUUGUGAUGCAUCUUGGUUUGUACUUCGAUCAAAAAUUCCGUGAAGGAAAGAUGGAUGGUGGACGAUUUGGAACUUUAUCUGCCUUUUUGAAUGCUUUAAUUGAGAAUCUUGGUAACUUGGAACGUAUUAGUACUACUCCGAUGCCACGUGCCGAAAUCGAGAAUCCAUUUGGUUAUGAUAAAAAUGAUCUUCCUUUGGAUGAAUACUGCAAGGACUUGGAAGCUGAAGUCAAAUAUCUGCAACGUCAUAUUCCACAAAGAAAAGCACCUACUGCCACCUAG